This is a messenger RNA of Bombus pyrosoma, 1909 nucleotides long. RefSeq names its product general transcription factor IIF subunit 1 (gene TfIIFalpha). Bases 248 to 1849 code for a protein of 533 amino acids. The transcript has 7 exons. Gene Ontology annotation, molecular function: RNA polymerase II general transcription initiation factor activity; TFIIF-class transcription factor complex binding; DNA binding. Gene Ontology annotation, biological process: positive regulation of transcription elongation by RNA polymerase II; transcription initiation at RNA polymerase II promoter. Lineage: Eukaryota; Metazoa; Arthropoda; Insecta; Hymenoptera; Apidae. The record is from RefSeq and is a predicted model, not a curated record. Gene Ontology annotation, cellular component: nucleus; transcription factor TFIIF complex.
GAUACGUACGCUGUGGUAUUAGGCUCACAUUUUUUGCUAAUUUUUGUUGGUAAAACUUGGUGUUUUCAUUCAUAAAACAAUUCAACGAAGUCGUUAUUCAUAUCAAGAUAGAUAGUAUGUGCAUAAAUUUUACGAAGAAUUGUCCAUUUCUAUAAAUAACUUACAAUAUAGAAUCUAGCUUUGCAUAGUGAUAUGUUGUGAUGGUUUUCUUCUUUUCAUUAUUAUAAAGCUAAACUCAAUUACCAAGAUGACAUCGUCUGCGGUUCCAAAGGUUUCACUUGUGCCUUCCAUACAGGAAUUCAGUAUCAGAGUACCAAAAAAUAACAAGAAAAAGCACAAUGUGAUGCGCUUUAAUGCCACAUUAAAUGUUGAUUUUUCAAAAUGGACUCAAGUGAAAAUGGAACGUGAAAAUAAUAUGAAGGAAUACAAAGGAAUAGAAGAGGAAAUACCAAAAUUUGGAGCUGGCUCUGAAUUUGGACGAGAUGCAAGAGAAGAAGCAAGAAGAAAAAAAUUUGGCAUUACAAGUAGAAAAUAUAAACCAGAAGAUCAACCUUGGAUUUUAAAAUCUGGAGGAAAAACUGGGAAAAAGUUUAAAGGCAUAAGGGAAGGUGGUGUGAGCGAAAAUGCUGCAUAUUAUGUUUUUACACAUGCUGCUGAUGGAGCUAUAGAAGCAUUUCCAUUGCAUGAAUGGUAUAAUUUUCAACCAAUUCAAAGGUACAAAGCAUUGAGUGCAGAAGAAGCAGAACAGGAGUUUAGUCGUAGAAAUAAAGUAAUGAAUUAUUUUUCACUGAUGUUGCGUAAAAGACUUAGGAAUGAUGAGGAGGGUGCAGAUGAUGAGGAAAUGUUAGAAGGUGGAAAAGGGAAAAAGCCAAGUAAAAAGGAGAAAGAUUUAAAAAUAUCUGAGAUGGAUGAGUGGAUGAAUAGUGAUGAUGAUGAUUCAGCUAGUGAUGACGAAGAAAAUAAAAAAAAUUCUGAUGAAGAAGAUGACAGUAAGAAAAAAAAGAAAGGCAAAGUUGCUGUUAAGAAAAAGAAGAAGAAAAACGCUUCCGAUGAUGAAGCAUUUGAAGAAAGUGACGAUGGGGAUGAAGAAGGUAGAGAAUGUGAUUACAUUUCUGAUUCGUCCGAUUCUGAAUCAGAAUUGGAACAACAAAAAGAAAUUAAGUCAGUUGCGGAAGAAGAUGCAUUGAGAAAAUUACUUGCUUCUGAUGAAGAUGACGAUGACGAAGAACAGGCAGAUAAAAAGGACGGUGAAGAAGAAAAAGACGAAGACGACGAACAUAAGGAUAAAGAUGAUAAGGAUAAAGAUAAGACGAAUAAAGACGCAGAUAAGAAAAAAGAUAAAAAGAAAAAGAAGAAACAAUCUAAGAAAAAGGAUGUGAAGAAGCUUGCGUCAGGGAAAGAUUCUUCUAGUGACUUUUCCAGUGAUUCAGAUUCAGGAUCUGAUACAAUAAAGGAAAAAGACAAUAAAAAAUCUAAUAGUGCUCAUAGUUCAAGGUCUGCAACUCCUAUACCAGCUGCGAUGUUAGAUAAUUUAAAAAGAAAACAAUCUGGAUCUCCAGAUUUAUCACAAGCAAAAAAAUUGAAAUUGGAUAAUUUCAAUUUAGUACCAGUAACUUCUUACAUUCCUGGAGUCAGUGAAUCCGGCAUCACAGAAGAUGCAGUAAGGCGUUAUCUUAUGCGUAAGCCAAUGACAACAACGGAACUUCUACAAAAGUUUAAAUCGAAGAAAACUGGUCUUACUUCGGAGCAAUUAGUUAAUGUGAUGACCCAAAUACUGAAAAAGAUAAAUCCAACUAAGCAGACAAUAAAAAACAAAAUGUAUUUAUCUAUUAAAACGCAAUCUAAUUGAUAUUUAUGUAAUGUGUGAAGAUAGUAUUUCAUAUAAUAAUAAAGUAAAUCGAAUAUAAAA